UUUUGACAGACCUUUGUGUCAGUGUGUCUGGUCGGUAUGUUUUCAUUCACUAGCUCGGCGCAGACCCGCAGGGGAUGGUGAAGAGAUCUAUGCUGGCCGUGCGGUGCGUCACCUACACAGUGAAAAUCUUUUAAGCCGGUUAGCUUACCGGGUAAGGGCCGGCAGGCAAAGUCUCGCGGAUUUGUGUUGUUUCGUGUGAGUGUGUGGUAUUAUUUUGUGUUGCUUUUUUUUUUGCUCGCCACUGGGCACACACAUGUUUUGUGUGUGGACCAAACAGUUCAGUCUCAGUUCGACAGUGACCGAAGACGCAGUAGGCCGUACCAUACCCUAUCAACUGUCUGGCAGAGUUCAGUGCGUUCGAGCGCGUCAUAAGCAAGGUUUCGAAAAGCUCCCUGCUCCUUCCCUCCGCCUGAAAUGUUAUUCGCGGUGACCGAUACGAACUAGGGAGAGCGUGUGCGUUUGAAAGUGUUGCGCCGCUGUUGAAAGUGCCUGCCUGUUCCGGUACGAAGCAGUAUUAGGUUUGCGAUCUGAGCCCCUGUCUCCCCUCUCCCGCCCCGCGAUGGAUAACUUCGAGCGCAUACUGGUCGACGUCGACUGCAGCCGGUACGAGGAGGACGCCUUUUCGCUGCUGGACAAAUCGCGCGACGUCAACAUUGUGCGCGACCUGCGCUCCUCCACCGUGUCCGCGUUUGAUCAAACGAGCUUCCCCCAGCUGAACAUCUCCUCCCGGACGCAGCUCAAGCAGCAGCUGUUUCGCGAGCAGCUCAAAAACAGCGAGACGGGCCCGCGGUCGAUGGUUACCUCGCCCGGGCCGCCCGUCCUGUCCGUCCGGCUGCCGCUCGAAAACAUCGACAUCGAGCUGCCGAAGAAGGUGCUGCAGGUGGAGACGCGGCUCGAAAACCCGACCCGCUACCACGUGAUCCAGAAGCAGAAGACGCAGGUGCGCGAGUACGUGACCGCCGCCCUCAAGCUCACCAAGCAGAACCUGGUGCGGGAGUCGUGCCGGCACACGCGGCUCAUGAUACUGGGCCGGCUGUACGAUUCCUUCAUCAGUGCGAAGCCGGCAAGCGCGGGUAGCGGUGGAGCCGGUCCGCCGGCUCCCGCAGUACCUGGAGCGGGCGGUGGUGUCACGCCCGCCAACGGGGUCCCGCUCGGCCCAACCGCCGCCCCGAACGGACCGGGCAAGGCAAUGAGCAGCAUGGUGGUCGGUGGUGCGCCGGCGGCGAUCGCCGGUUCCGCCCAGUCGUCCGGUACGCCCUCCGCCACGCCCACGAUCGAGCAGCAGCAGGAGUGGCGGCUGGAGAUGAAGCUGUCCUGCCGGUUCGGCAACAAGCUGUACCAGACGUUCGUGGACGAGUUCGACUACGUGCGCGACCUGCUCGGGCUGAUCCGGUUCGAGAUACCGAAGUGGGUGUUCGUGGUGUCGGAGUUUGAGGACGAGAUCUCGUCGUACGAGUGCAACCGGGCGGCCCGGGCGGCACAGCAGGCGGCCGUCGCUGCCGUCGCCGCCGAUCAGGAGUUCCUGGUGCGGCCCGGGCUGGCCGGCGAGAAGGGCUCCAAGCACGAGAAGUUCAUCGAGCCGGAGGUGCGCGAUCGGAUCAAGAAGGACAACCACAACUGCAGUAGGUAUUUUUGCGCCGCGCCACGGGGCCACGGUGGUCCACGGUGCUAUCGAACCGUCAGGGAGCAUUGUACGGGGGUUUUGCCGGGCUGUUGCUAACGUAUCUGUGCCGUGCCGUGUGUCGACACGUGCCUCAGCCAUUUGAAGCUAAUGUGAUGAUCGAAACGGUUGUGCAGGUUAUUCGUUUACCUGCCAAGAGCUCAUCCAGAGUCUGUUCAUAUUGUGUGUGUAAUUCUGUUUUUUUGUGUUUAAAUAAUUCUUACCAAACAUUAUCGCCUAAUGAUUGUAGCGGCCGGCAGAAAAUGUCUUUCCCCGGCAAGCGGUGUGCCUUUUUUUGUUUUCCUUUCAUUUUCCCAUUUCUCUUGAGGUGGCAGAAGGGGGGCGGUCGUCACUCCAGCGGGUCGUUUCCAUCUUCCAGCGCCAGUGCACGUUUUCCUCCAAACACCAGUUUGUCUGACCCGCGGCUCGGGUUUUCGUCGUAGCGGUCGCUAUUCAACCCCAAACUCCAUCAGCCGCGAUAUCGUUUCCUGUAAAUGGUUACAACCACCAGCACUCGCUCUACAUGGAUAAAGAUAACCUCAAAGCAAACAAAA
Molecule: messenger RNA, 2214 nt
Organism: Anopheles arabiensis
Lineage: Eukaryota; Metazoa; Arthropoda; Insecta; Diptera; Culicidae
Exons: 3
Coding region: 560-1720 (386 amino acids)
Biological process (GO): regulation of transcription by RNA polymerase II
Cellular component (GO): nucleus
Molecular function (GO): RNA polymerase II cis-regulatory region sequence-specific DNA binding; DNA-binding transcription factor activity, RNA polymerase II-specific
Source: RefSeq, a predicted model, not a curated record